Molecule: messenger RNA, 1945 nt
Organism: Rhopilema esculentum
Lineage: Eukaryota; Metazoa; Cnidaria; Scyphozoa; Rhizostomeae; Rhizostomatidae
Cellular component (GO): cytosol
Molecular function (GO): single-stranded DNA 3'-5' DNA exonuclease activity; RNA binding
Source: RefSeq, a predicted model, not a curated record
CUUGGCAUAAAUGUCUUUCCUCCAUAUCGACAUUCUUUCGCAGCUUUGCCUUCUGUAGAUCCCGUUGUACGGGCGAUUUGCCUCGCUCAGUCAAACUCUGCCACUUUGCUCAUCAUUUAAGCACUCAACAAUGUCAGUUAACAAGAAAUUCUUUGUAGGUAACUUGGAUCCAUGUGUCAGCAAAGAAGACAUUUGCCACUUGUUUGGCCUUGAAGCCACUCCAUACCUUAGAUCUUCGUGCUGGGUGGAAUUAGCCACAGAUGCAAAUGGAAAAUCUAAAGGUUAUGCCUUUGUUAGUGUUCCAGAGCACAUUGCCCAACAACUAAUACGAUUCAGCGGUAUUGACUUUUAUGGAAAGGAACUGAAAAUAGAGCCAGCUAGAGAUAAAGAUGAAAAGGAAACUGCAGAUGAAGAGAAGCAAGACAUUAAAAAGAAACCAAAGACAGAAGAAAAGCCAAAGAAAACAAAUGGGGGUCCUAAACGAGGUGGAGGCAGAGGUGGUGGCAGAGGUGGAGGAAGACAGUAUUAUGGACGAGGGGACUUUCAAAUGUAUAAUCACAAUGGGUUUUACCGCCAGCCAAAAUUUGGCUCAAGGCAGAAAUACAAUCUUCCUGUUCUAGCUCAAGAUCAGAUUUUUGCACUCAUUGAUUCGGGCGUCAAUCUCACCAACAGAAGAUUUGCAGACAGUUUGGACUAUGUAAUCGCUAGAGCUUUGGCUGCAGGUGUCCAAAAAAUGAUUGUAACUGGAAAUAAACUUAAUGCCAGCAAGUCUGCUGUAGUCAUGGCGAAAACUCGUCCCAACAUACUCUUCGCAUCCAUUGGAAUCCAUCCACAUUUUGUCAAGAAUGAUUUCAAUGAUCGAGCAUUAGAGUCCCUGAAGGAACUUGUCAACUCACCAGAAGUUGUCUGUAUCGGAGAGAUUGGUCUUGAUUUUAAUCGUGAUUAUUCUCCAAGAGAAGACCAGAAGAAAGCUUUUGAGAAACAGCUCGAGUUAGCAUGCCAGGCCAACAAACCAAUCCUUGCUCAUGAUCGUGAUGCUCAUGAUUCAUUGAUUGAAAUCUUUGACAAAUACAAGGAACAGCUGCCAACCGUUGUCAUCCACUGCUUUACAGGAACGGCUGCAGAGAUCCGUGCUUAUGUUGCCCGAGGAUUUUACAUUGGCAUAACUGGCUUUGUUUGCAAAGAAAAGUUUGGUAAAGAUCUCCGAGAUGCUAUUUCAAAUGGAGUCUGCCCUCUGGACAAGAUUGUCAUUCAAAGUGAUGCUCCGUACAUGAUUCCUAAUUUAGCACAAGCCGAUUUAGACCCAGUGAGUGAUGCACUGCUUGAAUUCUGUUGUGAAGGAUACAAUGAACCCUGCUCAUUACCAGUGAUUGUUCGAUGCAUCGCAAAAUGCCUCAAGAAAGAUUGCAAAGAGGUUGCUGAAGUCACAUCUGCCACAGCAAAGACCAUUUUUAAUUUUCCUUAAUGCGUGGACACGAGCAAGUACUGACAAAGAGUUGCAUAGGGCUAUCAUUUGUACAUAAUCAAAGUUGGGAACUUUCAGAGAAUAUCUUCAAAAUGCCUCCCAUCUUGUGACAAGUUGCAUAGUUAUUUAAGUUAGCUGUGUAACCAAAAGCUUUUCAAUUUAAAAGUUUAUAAUUCAGAAAUUAUUAACCAAGAUUUUUAGUUAUCAGUUUUGAAAUGCUGAUGUGUUUGGCAUCAUUCAAAAUAUUACAUUUUCAAAACAGUAGGAUAUAGUUGUUGAAAGCAUAACAAUUACUUUAUUGCCAAAAAGUUGCCAAAAAAAUAAAGAGUUCGUUGAUUUGUGUUUUGUUUCAUGAACAUAGUAUUUUCUAUAGUUCAAAAAAUUUUGUGUUCUUAAGAUUUUCCAAGAGCAGGUUAAGGUGGACAUGAAAUUAUCUGUAAAAACGACUAGAUCUGCAGAAGGAAUAGCUGUCAAUUAUAA